Messenger RNA from Lathyrus sativus (Indian pea), 759 nucleotides. NCBI's taxonomy places the organism in Eukaryota, Viridiplantae, Streptophyta, Magnoliopsida, Fabales, Fabaceae. The record is from the annotation of a GenBank genome assembly.
AUGGCUCUAAAUUCAAACUCAAAACCCUUUCUUCUCUUCAACAUGCUCUUCCUAUUAGGUAAUUUAGCAUCUGCUGCUGUGUUUACCAUACAAAACCAAUGCAGUUACACAAUUUGGCCGGGAACACUUUCCGGCAACGGCGCGGCCGUUCUCGGUAGAGGUGGUUUUUUGUUAGCCCCCGGUGCAUCUGUUAACCUAACUGCACCGUCGGGCUGGUCCGGACGUUUUUGGGCUCGGACUGGUUGUAAAUUUGACGGUGCAGGCAAUGGACAAUGUAUCACUGGAAAUUGCCCCGGUGGACUAAAUUGCAUAGGAGGAGGUACUCCACCAGUGACAUUGGCGGAAUUCACUAUCGGAUCAGCCGGCAACGGCGGUAAGGAUUUCUACGACGUGAGUUUGGUGGACGGUUACAAUGUGGGAAUGGGCAUAUGGGCUAACGGAGGAACCGGUGACUGCCAAUACGCGGGGUGUGUUACCGAUUUGAAUAGUAAUUGUCCGACGGAACUUAGGGUGGGUGGCGGUGGUGGCUCCGGUUCGGUUGUGGCGUGUAAGAGCGCGUGUUUGGCAUUUAAUACGGAGGAAUUCUGUUGCACCGGGGAACAUUCGACGCCGGAGACAUGUUCGCCGACACGUUAUUCGGAGAUAUUUAAGAAAGCGUGUCCAACUGCUUACAGUUAUGCUUAUGAUGAUGCAUCAAGCACUUGCACAUGUUCUGGUUCUAGUUACCUUAUCACGUUUUGCCCUAGAGGAUCAUCGUGA